Messenger RNA from Zophobas morio, 3537 nucleotides. RefSeq lists its product as uncharacterized. Bases 337 to 2988 code for a protein of 883 amino acids. Gene Ontology annotation, biological process: nucleobase-containing compound metabolic process. The record is from RefSeq and is a predicted model, not a curated record. Gene Ontology annotation, molecular function: 3'-5' exonuclease activity; nucleic acid binding. NCBI's taxonomy places the organism in Eukaryota, Metazoa, Arthropoda, Insecta, Coleoptera, Tenebrionidae. The transcript is spliced from 4 exons.
UGUUUGGUCGAUUGCAUCGACUUGUCAAAGAAUUCAAAAUGGCGUCAGCCAACUUGACGUUCUGAACGUCGCAAAAAUACUUUUUAAUUAUUUUCCAGUUCUAUUUUUCAUUUAAAUUUUUGUUUAAAAUCGUACAAACAACCGUUUCGUGUAACAAAAUCGUUUAAUUUUAGUGUCAAGUGUGUAACCUCAAUUCGGGACCCCGUCGCAGGAAAAUCGAACCCCGGAAAAUCGCCCCAUUUAUUUACAAGAUGCAGCAAUUCGUCCAAUGAUCCAUCGCGAGGAUCCAAACCCACCAAAGCUCACGUUGUCGUAUCUGUGAUCUCGGAGGCUACAAUGGAAGCCAUGCAGUAUGAGUUGGCUCGGAACAUGACCCUAUUGUUUUUCUUCGAAAGGCUGCUCGACAAGGGGGAGCCGAGGACCUUGCAUGACCUCAGUUGCCAGUUUGGGUCGAAAGGGUUCACUAAGGAGAUGAGGCAGAUCGCUGGAGGCUCACAAAGUGGACUCAAGAAGUUCCUGGCUCAAUAUCCAGCUCUUUUUUCCAUCGAAGGGGAAUAUGUGACCAUCAACAUGUUCCAGAAUUGCGGAAGCAAGGAUAACGCUGGUGGUAAGGACUACACGACCCAAGCAGUCGAGUACUUCUCCGAAAAACUCGCCCAAUACGGCGAAGGCACCGAAGUACCCAUUCGCAGCUUAUUGGGUCACCGCUCCCAAGCCAGUCCAGAAGUCCGCCACGUGUCAGGCCAACAUUUCCACGAAUUCCGCGAAUUCCUCCUCAAACAUCCCGACACCUUCACAGUAGACGACGAGAAAGAAACCGUCGUCCUCACAAACUACACAGCCGUACGGUCACAUUGUCCCCAAGAACUGCACUUCCAACCCGUGGUCAAAAUCGACCCGGAAACCACACAGACACUGCUAGAUUUCUUAGCUCAAUGCAUAGAAGUCAAAGGUCCUAUUCUCGUAGAACAAUUAUUUCAAAUAGUCAGUUGCAACCUGCCCGAAAGCAUGUGGACGAACCUGUUCAACACACCGGCUCACUUGACCAGCUUUCUGCGCUUGUUCGCUGACAGUUUCCACAUUCAGUCAAAUUUAGUAACUUUGUUGCAAGCACCUAAAGUCAGCCAGAAACAUAUCAACGUUCAGGUUUCCGCGUUAAAGGAAAACGAAACUAAAUCCAGCGAACUGGAGGUGAAGAACGCCAAAAAUUUGGUGAACAAUCAGGAGGUGGCGCCCGAGAUUAUAGAGAGGGCGCCACCUCCGCCACAGCCUACUCAGUUGAGUCCGAGGUCGAUCAGCGACCGAUUAAAGCAACCCAAGUUGCAACAGAAACUUUCCGAAGCUCAGAAGAGUUUGUCACCUGAGCCUCCGACGAGUCCCACGCCGCCGCAGUCCAGCGGCCUGGAUGCCGACAAAGGCAAAGUGACCUUUAAAAUUGGCAAAUCUCCGAGGCAGAGUACCGAAUCUCCGGAAGAAGCGCCACCACCGACUGAUUCCAAAACCAAAACUUCUAACAACAACCAAAGUCUCAAGCAGAGGAUCAAUAGUCUCGUUCUGAAGACUCUGCAGGAAAAUACGGGGAGAGAGAGGCAAAGUCUUCUGAACCAUCAAGCUCAUAACGAGUCCUGGAAAGUGAAGCUGUUCCAAAACACUCGAGUUAUUUGUAGUGUGAAGGAAUGCCAGAUGGUCGUCGACGAUUUAAUGGGGAGGGUCAAACACUUACAGGGUAGUCAAAAUAGUGAUUGGCCUUUCACGGAUGACAAGGUUGUGGUGGGUUUGGAUUGCGAAGGGAUCAAUUUAGGGGUAAAAGGGCAAUUGACGUUGCUGCAGCUCGCGACGAUGACUGGAUUUUCAUAUGUUUUUGAUUUAAUUUCUUGUCCUGCGAUGAUUGACGCGGGUUUGAAGAAGUUGCUGGAGAGUCCAGAUAUCGUGAAGAUCGUCCACGACUGCCGCAACGAUGCCGUCAACCUCUACAGUCAGUACAACAUUACGCUGCGUUGUAUUUUCGAUACGCAAGCUGCUCAUGCCGUCCUUACCUUCCAAGAUACGGGUCGGCCGGUCUAUAAAGCAAAGAGCGUCGCUUUGAACGCUCUUUGCGAAUGCUACGGCGCACCCAUCAACCCAAUAAAGGACCAACUCAAAAAUAUAUACAGGAGGGACCAGAAAUACUGGUCGCGACGUCCCCUAACCCGGGAAAUGAUUUUAUACGCCUCAGCCGACGUCUUGAGCUUGGUGAACGAAAAGAUAUAUCACCCGAUGUCGAAAGGCAUCAAGGUCGAGAAUCGAGCGCUCAUGCUGGAAUUGUGUCAUGAACAGAUAUUCAUGCAUAUCGAUCCCGAUGCGGUUAAAGCUAAGAAGCGCCAGCGGAAAACCGAAACCGAAGUAACCGAACUUCGCCAGAAGCUAUCUCAAGCUACCAAAAGCGUGGUGCUUAGCAAUCGCGAGGUUCGGUUACUGCGCUACAUCGAACUAACCGACGACGAAAAGGAAAAGUUGAAGUCGUCUGCGAAGGUGGCGAAGAAACUGGAGAAGUUGGAGAGUUUGGGGCAGGAUAAUAAGGACGAGGAUGAAGACGAAGAGGAGGGUGAUAAUGAUCCGGAUUAUCCGAGUUUGGAUAGCGAUAUGACCUCUCCGCGGAACUCCGAGCCGACGAGUCUGACCGAAUCGAUGCAGCUUGUCGAUUCGAUUCUGAACGAUAGUAAGAUCGAUAGGUUGGAUAAGUUGGAUCGGUUAGAGUCGAUCUUAUCGGCAGCUGCGUUUUUACCGACUGAAAAUAACGAGGGUGUUAAAUGUCAUUGUAAUUGUCAUAAUCGGUUGAGCAACGGUUAUAAUAACGGGGAGAGGGUGAUUUCACCGACGAAUAACUUUAAGAGUGGGAGGGAGAGUGAGGUUGAGGUUAAACAUAACCAUGCGAAUGUUGGGACGCAAACUUUGAGUACGGGAGAUAUAGUUGUCACGAAAAUAUUUUUCAACGAAAAUGCCGAGUGAGUAGGGUUUCAAAAAAAGCACUAAAUUUAUUAUAUUAAAGGGACACGGUACUAUGUAGGUUUUUAGCUGGAUUAAUGCUCAAUUAAUAGAAUUUAACGGAAUUAACUCGUUGACGAGGUUAGGUAUGAUUUUUUAUAACGGUGGCCUUAAUCACCCCCUUUAUUGUUAAAUUAAUUGUGUAUAUAUGAGUUUGUCGAAUUUAUACGAAUGGAGCUGUAGUGUACGUUAGUAUGUAUAUAUUAACGUUUUUUAACAUUUUUUAUUUAUUGUGUUAUUUUAAUGUUACUUAAUUGCUCGAUUCACCUAAUUGAAGAUUUAUACUAUAUAUUGAGAAGCCAUAUUUUAAAUAGUUGUUAUUAUUUAAAAAAUGUGGAUUUUAUCGAUAAUUACUUAAUUAGUUAGAUACCAAGGUGAUACUGAUUUUUAUAUAAUUUAUUUUAGUCUUUGUUUCUUAAAGAUUUGGUUUAAGACAACUAAGACUAAUAUGAACGAUGAAAGAACAUGGUAUUAACAUUAUUAAGCAAUAUUUAUGUGUUAUUAACAUAUAUU